Messenger RNA from Phragmites australis (common reed), 1157 nucleotides. Its product is annotated as NEP1-interacting protein-like 2. The coding region runs from base 261 to 938 and encodes 225 amino acids. The transcript is spliced from 5 exons. Lineage: Eukaryota; Viridiplantae; Streptophyta; Magnoliopsida; Poales; Poaceae. The record is from RefSeq and is a predicted model, not a curated record.
GAGGGCGACCAAACAAACAUCAUUUCACAAGCCGCCUGCUAAAGCAAAAGCCCGUCUCGUCAGCCUUCACGGCAGCAGAACCGCUUCGCCCUGCUCUCCCGGGGAGCCUCUCGCCUUCGGCCUUCGGCUACCCUCCCUUCCCUUUCCUUCCCCGCCACACCAACGAGGCGCCAAUUAUAAACGCCACGCCAGUACGUGGAAAGGUAGAGGGAGAGAGAGAGCUCGCCGUAUUGCCACCUCCUCGUGGAGGCCUUGUCGCGAUGGAGAUUGUUGCCGAGGCGGCCCCGCCCGACGAGGACGGGCUGGACGAGCGCGGCGUGGCGCUGUACCUCCCCAGGCUGCUCGCCGGUGUCUUCUCCGGCGCCCUCACCGGCAUCUUCGCUCUCGCUGGAGCCUUGACCGGAGCAGUCACAGGCGCGGUGGCGGGCAGAGCUUCGGACAGCGGUGUUCUUCGGGGAGCUGGACUGGGGGCGUUCGCUGGAGCUGUCCUCUCCAUCGAGGUUCUUGAGGCUUCUCGCGCUUAUUGGGGCUCAGACCGGAUGGGCUCGCACGGCGCAACUUCCAUGGCCGAUUUCAUUGAGCAGCUCCUUCACGCCCGAUUUGUGCAAGGGCAAUUUACACCUUCAGCAUAUUCAUCAUAUCGCUGGCAGGUCAGCAUAUCAGGUUUCGGUCAUGAUGAUCUAUAUGACAUCUUUGGAGGCAUUUCAUCCAAAGGGCUUUCGCGAGAGUCAAUGAAAAAAUUACCACAUUAUGUGGUCACUGACCAAAUUCGGGAUUCAUUUGGUGAAAUCCUGUCUUGCCCUAUCUGUCUACAGGACAUUGUAGCCGGUGAAACAGCAAGGAGGUUGCCCAAUUGCUCUCACACUUUUCACCAGCCUUGUGUGGACAAAUGGCUCGUUGAUCAUGGGUCAUGCCCUGUAUGUAGGCAAGAUGUGUAAGAUAGGUAUCCUGCUUGCAAGUUCCUGGCGUAGAUGAAAGAAAUUAGUUGGGCGAAAUGUUUUCUUACACUGCGGAUAGAGAUACAUCAAGCGAUGUAAAUUAGUGGAAUCUGCCUGUUUUACUACCACAAAAAACGGCUCUGUACAAAUGACUGUCCGACUUUUGUUUCUUACACCCAGUUACAAUGUGAAAUGAAAUAAAAUCGAUGUGAAAGCUCA